Molecule: messenger RNA, 1280 nt
Organism: Eruca vesicaria subsp. sativa (arugula)
Lineage: Eukaryota; Viridiplantae; Streptophyta; Magnoliopsida; Brassicales; Brassicaceae
Source: the annotation of a GenBank genome assembly
AUGAUUCAUCAAGACUGUCUUGGCCUUCCUCGUGUCAUUAACAUCAAUAGGCAUGAUCACCGUGUUUCUCGUACUUUGCUUCUUGGAGUUGUGAAUUCUGUAUGUGGAGUUUGUCGCAAGAAGGUGGACUGGACUUCUGGAGGGUUUUCUUGUAAGAAGUGUCCUGGUUACGUUGUUCAUUCUAAAUGUGCUACUAGAAAGGAUGUGUGGAACGGAAAAGAACUCGAAGGAGUACCUGAAGAAGAAGAAGACAUAGAACCAUAUGUGGUGAUAGACGACAACACGAUACAACAUUUUAGCCACACAGAACAUUACCUAAAACGAAUCCAUCGGAAUGGUAUUUUGUAUGAGGAUAACAAGUGGUGCAGGGCAUGCUCCCAUCCGAUAGGUCUCCAAUCCUUUUACGACUGUCGGGAUUGUGAUUUUUCUCUCCAUGAGAAAUGUGCUAAUUGUCCUAAAAUGAAAAGGCAUGUAUUACACAAUGAAAAACUCACUUUAGUUACAAACAAGGAGCUAGAAGUCUUCAAUUGCUAUGCUUGCCAUCGAUAUUCCAGUGGUUUCAUGUACAAGCAUGGGGAAAAGACGUUAGAUGUCUUAUGCGGUUCAAUUUCUGAGCCAUUUAUCCAUCCAAGUCAUCCCCAACAUCCCUUAUAUUACAUUCCAACAGAAAAAGAUGUAAUAUGCAAUGGUUGUAAUUUAGAGGGAAUGUCGGUGCUCAGGUGCAUUGAAGGUGAUUGUGGAUUUGUAUUGGGCUUCAAAUGCGCUACUCUACCACAAGUGGUAAUGCACAGAGUAGACGAUCAUCCUCUUUUACUAUGCUAUGGCGAAGAAGAAGCAAGUGGUAAAUACUGGUGUGACAUCUGUGAGGAAGAAACCAAUCCAAAGAACUGGUUCUACACAUGUAAAGAUCAACAAGCUAGUUUGCAUACAAAUUGUGUGCUUGGAAUCUUUACCGGGUUGAGGCCUAAAAGCGUAGCAAUGUUGUGGGGAAAAUCGUAUGAGGUGGUGCUGAAUAAUAGUGUAACUCGCCCAUUUUGCAGCUACUGUGAUUUUCGUUGCAUGUACCCUAUCAUCCUCAAGUUGCUUGGAACCUCAGCGACAUAUUUUUGCUCUACUUUUUGCGCAUAUUAUUCUAGGUCUUGAAGGUUUAGCGAAAUAAAGUAGGCCAUGGAGGCAAGAUGGUUCAUCGUUUCAGUUUCUUACUUCCACUAUGAGUUGAUCUCUCUAAUGUAAUAUUUUCUAUAACAAAGAACGAGCUGUUUUCUUAAAAAUUAUAGGUA